ACGAGCUAGUAGCAUGUGUUAGCCUGGUUUUAGCUCGUUUUCUGUCGUUUUAAAUCAGUUUUUUCUGUUUGACAGGAUGUCAAUUACAGCUGUGAAACGUCCCGGGGUUGGGGUCGGAGUGCUGAUCACAGACUCAACCCACCCAGGCUGUGUUCUCCUAGGGAAACGGAGAAGUGCAAUGGGCAAAGGGACGUACCAGCUCCCUGGUGGGCACCUGGAGUUUGGGGAGACGUGGGAGGAGUGCGCUCACAGAGAGGUGCUGGAGGAAGCAGGGGUGCAUUUGGGGAACGUCCGUUUUGCGUCGGUGGUGAACUCGGUCAGACUGGAGGAGCAGUACCACUACGUCACCAUAUUCAUGCAAGGAGUGCUAGACAGGAAGCAGUCAGGAGAGCCAGAGAACAUGGAACCGGAAAAAAACGAAGGCUGGACAUGGACAAAGUGGGACCAGUUUCCUCCUGAGGAGCAGCUCUUCCUGCCACUGGCUGGUCUGAGACAACAAGGCUUCCAGCCGUUCAAGAACUUAGAAACAAAGUGAAACUGUUGCACUUGGACACUUUCUUCCUCCUCAAAGGAUAAAACAGACAUACCUCUUUAAAGUGUGCAUCAGUGAUUGGUUUACUUAUGAUACAUACUGUAAUUUUUGCCAAUGAUAUAAAUUGU
This is a messenger RNA of Scomber scombrus (Atlantic mackerel), 660 nucleotides long. It is a transcript of the gene nudt15, whose product is annotated as nudix (nucleoside diphosphate linked moiety X)-type motif 15. The record is from RefSeq and is a predicted model, not a curated record. Gene Ontology annotation, molecular function: 8-oxo-7,8-dihydrodeoxyguanosine triphosphate pyrophosphatase activity. Bases 77 to 535 code for a protein of 152 amino acids. Gene Ontology annotation, biological process: dGTP catabolic process. Gene Ontology annotation, cellular component: cytosol. Lineage: Eukaryota; Metazoa; Chordata; Actinopteri; Scombriformes; Scombridae. The transcript has 3 exons.